Molecule: messenger RNA, 231 nt
Organism: Metarhizium brunneum ARSEF 3297
Lineage: Eukaryota; Fungi; Ascomycota; Sordariomycetes; Hypocreales; Clavicipitaceae
Source: RefSeq, a predicted model, not a curated record
AUGCCUGGAUCUGCUGCCUCUGCCCCUCCUGCCGCUGCCGCUGCCCCAGCGGCUCCGACUGCUGCCCCUUCCUUCGGUGACCACAAGGGCAUCAAGUUCGAGAUCAAAACUGGCAACAACCGCUGGACCUGCACGCUGCAGGACCGCUCUGCUUAUGAGCGCACCAAGACUGCUCGUACCAACUCCACCGACUCUGUCGAGUCCAGUGCUUCAUCAACCACCUCCCACUAG